GGGAACCCCAUCGACGAUCUCUCCACAGCUUGACUGCCUGGCCUUCAUGAUUUCAAGAAGCACUGCUGCAUCUACUGUUUCCUGUAAAGCGGGAAACAAGAACAACUUCCCUUUCUGGAUUCUGAUUUGCAUGUUCUCAAGGUUCCCUGGGACUCUUGUCUUGUACUUGACCGUCCUGUUCUUUGUGAGCUGUCCUUCAUCAAUUUAGAGAUCUGAAGGGAAAUUCAUCAGGAGCGGUGAAGAAUUGAAAUUCCAUCUGCGGUAAACGAAGUCAUCUCCAACAUUGGAAAAUGGUUGCUUCUCAAUGUUUGCACAUGACUGGAACGAGGAAGGUUUUCCAGAACCAAUUGCUUCCAAUGGGACCUCCUGAUGCUCUUCUUGUAGAUCAUAUUGAGAAUGAGUUGGAUUUUUCUGAUGUCUUUGGUGUGGCACCUGGAAUGUCUUCUGCACCCAAUGCAAAUGAAUUAGUGUAUGAUGAGCCAGAAGUAAUUUGUAGCCGGUGUCAUUCAUUGGUGGGUCCUACACCUUUUGCCAGUCAAUUGGUGAAGCUUGGCAAGCUCACUUUACAUGAGACUGAAUAUGAUCUUGUUGAGGGGGUCAGUACAAUGGCUUUUGAAGAACUCGAAGAACCUUCUUUCGUUGAUGAUGAUGAUGGCAAUUCGAUGAAAAACCAUAGUGUGGGACUUGAAGACUUUGAAGUUCUUAAAGUUGUUGGACAAGGAGCAUUUGCAAAAGUUUAUCAAGUGAGAAAGCGUGGUACAUCGGAAAUUUUUGCAAUGAAGGUUAUGCGAAAGGAUAGGAUCUUUGAGAAAGAUCAUGCUGAGUAUAUGAAAGCGGAAAGAGAUAUUUUGACAAAAGUGGAUCAUCCCUUCAUUGUGCAGCUCAAAUACUCAUUCCAGACCAAAUAUAGAUUGUUCCUUGUUCUUGAUUUUGUAAAUGGGGGUCACCUUUUCUUUCAACUCUAUCGGCAAGGCUUGUUCAGGGAGGAGUUGGCACGUUUCUACACUGCUGAGAUUGUUUCUGCUGUUUCACAUCUCCAUGCUAAUGGCAUAAUGCACAGGGACUUGAAACCUGAAAAUAUUCUUCUGGAUGCAGAGGGGCAUGUUAUGUUGACUGACUUUGGCGUAGCCAAGGAAUUUGAUGAGAGCACAAGAUCAAAUUCCAUGUGUGGAACGUUAGAAUACAUGUCGCCUGAAAUUGUACAAGGGCGGGGCCAUGACAAGGCAGCUGAUUGGUGGAGUGUUGGAAUUUUAAUGUAUGAAAUGCUUACAGGGAAGCCUCCAUUUAGAGGUGGAAACAGACAGAAAAUUCAGCAAAAGAUAGUUAAGGAUAAGUUGAAGCUUCCAACCUUCUUGUCAAGUGAAGCACACUCCCUUCUCAAAGGGUUGCUACAAAAGGAGUCAAGCAGGCGGCUUGGCAGUGGAGGUGGUGGAAGUGAUGAGAUAAAAAGCCACAAAUGGUUCAAAGUGAUCGACUGGAAGAAACUGGAGGGUCGAGAAGUGAAGCCAAGUUUUGUACCAGCAGUUGGUGGUAAACAAUGUAUAGCAAAUUUCGAAGAGUGUUGGACCAAGUUGCCAGCGGUGGUGGAUUCUCCGGCUGCCAGCCCCAAAUGUAAGGAGAACCACUUCAAGGGGUUCACUUAUGUGAGGCCUGCAGCUGCUCCUUUCCUACAGAGGGAUGAUUCUCCUUAACACUUCUCUUCAUGUAUGUUUAUUUCUUUUACUGAGAAUUAAUUCCAAUAAGUUAAUGUAACUAGUAGGAUGUUAUGGAGUUCUGUUAUGUAAUCUGCAAAUGCAUUCCACUUAUAUGUUUUGCACGCA
Messenger RNA from Cynara cardunculus var. scolymus (artichoke), 1820 nucleotides. RefSeq names its product serine/threonine-protein kinase AtPK2/AtPK19-like. Bases 291 to 1691 code for a protein of 466 amino acids. The record is from RefSeq and is a predicted model, not a curated record. Gene Ontology annotation, molecular function: protein serine/threonine kinase activity; ATP binding. NCBI's taxonomy places the organism in Eukaryota, Viridiplantae, Streptophyta, Magnoliopsida, Asterales, Asteraceae. The transcript has 7 exons. Gene Ontology annotation, biological process: protein phosphorylation.